CUCAUAACGCCGUUGAACAACCAUCCCAUAUCUAUCUACCUGCCUUUGCGAUGGCAAGCUCGCCGCCUCGCCUGAUCAACAACCAACACCAUGCGUGAUGCAAGCCGGCGGCGAUAUUCCAGUAACAAGAGCAGACGGACCAGACUACAGAUGAUUGACCGGUAAACAAACGGGCACGACAUUCACCACCAUCAACCAACACCAACCAACACGACACACAAAACAGCCCCCCUCCCCCCAAUAUCACGCCGCACGAAAGCCUCCACACCAUGAGCUAUUACUUCGCCAUCAUCGGCACGCAGGACAAUCCGCUGUUCGAGUAUGAGUUUGGCACCAGCAAGCAGGGCGGCGACGGCCAGGCCCACUUUAACGACCAAGCGCGCCAUCUAAACCAGUUUGUGCUGCACAGCAGCUUGGACAUUGUGGAGGAGGUGCAGUGGACAAACGGGCAGAGCUACCUCAAAGCCAUCGACAAGUUUUUCAACAAUUACAUAUCGUGCUUCAUCACAGGGAGCAACGUGAAGCUGCUGCUGCUGCACCAGCCGCCGUCGUCGCCAGGGGGCGGCGCGUCGGGGCUGGGGGCUGCGGCGUCGACGCGCAGCUCAACGUCCAUCGCGGCCAACCCGACGAGCCCGCAGACGGAGGAGGCCGUGAAGAACUUCUUCACCGAGGCGUAUGAGAACUACGUCAAGGCCACCAUGAGCCCCUUCUACCGGGCCAACAUGGAGAUACGCAACCCCGUCUUCCGGGCUCGCGUGGUGGCGGCUGGGCGUAAGUAUCUAUAGCGACAUUUAUUAUUUGGGAUGAGGAGACAGGGCCGAUGAACGGCAGGCCAAGGCUAUGCACUGUCGUGCAAAUACAGAUCUAGAAGUUAACAAUAAACAUAACAACGCACGAGAUACUUCUUGAAACAUUAUGAAAAAGGCACCAGUGGGGGAGUGCCCAGCUGACCAAGAUGUGCAUAUAUCACAAGUCAUAAGAAUGGUUCACAAAGACACUAUGAUUUCUUUCAGAUCAAUAUAUUGUUUAUCAUGUCGGGUGCA
This is a messenger RNA of Lasiosphaeria miniovina, 1043 nucleotides long. RefSeq names its product Sedlin. The coding region runs from base 270 to 785 and encodes 171 amino acids. The transcript is spliced from 2 exons. The record is from RefSeq and is a predicted model, not a curated record. NCBI's taxonomy places the organism in Eukaryota, Fungi, Ascomycota, Sordariomycetes, Sordariales, Lasiosphaeriaceae. Gene Ontology annotation, biological process: endoplasmic reticulum to Golgi vesicle-mediated transport. Gene Ontology annotation, cellular component: nucleus; cytoplasm; TRAPP complex.